AUGUACACAGAUGAACUAGACAGAGCCCAGAAAUACUGCAUCCUCGGCUACCUUGAGGGGAAACUAAUAGGCUUCAUUUGUGACUCCAGAUUUCCAUAUGAUCUGCACACCCAAUCCAACAGCCACACCACUGAGAAUGUGAUUACAGGUUUUGAAUUGAAUAGAGAAAACAAAUGGUGGCAAUCCAAAAAUGGUCUUGAUCAUGUCAACAUCAGAUUGGACCUGGAGGCAUUAUUUCAGUUCAGCCACCUUAUUCUGACCUUGAAGACUUUUCGACCGGCCGCAAUGUUAGCUGAACAUUCCACAGACUAUGGACACACCUGGAAAUUGUUUAAAUAUUUUGCAGAAGAUUGUGCUGCCAUCUUUCCCAACAUCACAUCUGGCCAGGCCCAGGGGGGAGACUUUGUUUGUGAUUCUAAAUAUUCAGAUAUGGAACCCUCAACUGAUGAUGAGGUAGCAUUAAAAGUUUUGGAUCCCAGCUUUGAAAUAGAAAACCCCUACAGUUCCUACAUCUAAAACCUUGUUACAUUAACAAAUCUGAGGACAAACUACAAACUUUACUCCCUUGGGGAUACUUUGCUUGGAAGGAGGCAAAAUGAUUCCCUUGAUAAAUACUACUAUGCCCUGUAUGAGACAGUGGUUCAGGGCAGCUGUUUUUGCAAUGGCCAUGCUAGCAAAUGUGGCCCAAUGCAGAAGACUUCUGGAAUGGUUCAUGGCCGAUGUGCCUGUCAGCACAAUAUAGAUGCACACUGUGAGCGAUGCAAGGACUUCUUCCAGCAUGCUCCUUGGAGGCCAGCUGCAGGCCUCCAGGACAGCACUUGCAGACUUUGUAGCUGUAACAGCCACUCUGACUGCUGUCACUUCAACAUGACUGUGUACCUGGCCGGUGGCAGGGAGGGGAGCGUGUGGGAAGACUGCCCGCAUAACACCCAGGGACAUCAUUGCCAUCACUGCAGACCCCUUUUCUACAGGGACCCCCUCAAGGCCAUGUCGGAUCCACACGUAUAAUGCAUAUCUGUGUCCUCUGCUUAUGAAUGUGACCCAGAUGGGACCAUAUCAAGUAGCAUUUGUGUGAGCCACUCUGAUCCUGCCUUGGGGUCUGUGGCUGGCCCGUCUGUGGAAGGAGCCAAGUGCAACCAGUGCAAGUCCAACCACAACAGACUGGACCCCACUGAUGCUAUGGGCUGCCAGGCCUGCAACUGUAACCCUUUGGGGAGUCUGCCACUCUCGACCUGUCAUGUGGACAUAGACCAGUGCCUGGGCCAGCCCUCUGCCACCAGACCACACUGUGAGGAGUGUGCUAUAUCAUUUUCUCUGCAGUUUGGAUACUGGGGAGUGGGUAAUCAUCUCCAUGCAUGUUCUCCCAGUGACUGUGAUAUUGGAGGUGCUUGUUCUGAUGUGUGUUUUUCCAAGAAUGGGCAGUGAAAAUGCCCACAUGUCACUGGCCUCAGAUGCACUGAACCCGCCCCUGGCUUUUUUGCUUCUUUGAAUUUCUAUCUCUAUGAGGCCGAGAAAGCCGUGCCACUCCACGGACUCGCCCCUUUGAGCUCAGUGACUUUUGGCCCCGUGCCUGCUGUUCACAUUGUUUUCUGAAAGCCAUUCCCUGGGAUGCUUGUUACAUGGACUGGACCUGGAUUUGCCAGUGUUCUCCCUGGGGCUGGCUUAAGAUUUGCCUGUCACAAAAUUCCUUCUCCCAUGGACUUUACCAUGGCCAUUUGCUAUGAAACUCAGGUAACAUUUAAGUCCAACACUUUCAGUCAUAAAAAGCUGAAAUACAUUCUUGCACCAAAUGUUUCCAUCCCAGUCUUGCUAGAUAUGUUUAUCAUAAAAUUAUUUGCAAAAAGUAGAACAUCUGGAGACCAUUACACACCCAAGUGUUUCCUAAAGAUAUUAAAGCAACAUAAUGAGGAGCCAUUUGCUACAAUUCUCACACCUAUCUGUUUAGAACCAGAUGUAUAACAUUAUAUAGAUGUCUAUUUUUCCCAGCCUUUGGAAGGAGGGUCUCACGCUCAUUCACACAUCCUUGUUGAUUCACUUGGUCUUCUUCCCCAAAUCAGUGCAUUGCAGGGUUUCUGCAGCAAGCAAGAUUUAGAUGAAUACCAGCUGCACACCUGUGUUGAAAUUGCCUCGGGCCCUGGGGCUCAAGUGCUCCCUGAUGCAUGUGAAUGGCUUAUAGUCAGCAUGUCUGCCAGGCUGCACAAUGCACAGUGAGUGAGCUGCAAGUGUCACCCCUAGGGGUCGGUCGAAACCAGCUGCAGUGCACUUGGAGGCCAGUGCCAGUGUAAGCCUCAUGGUGUGUGCCGUUGUGACAGGUAAGCAACAGGAAGCUACCGUUUGGGGCAUCAUGGCUGUCACUCAUGUCACUGCCAUCCUCAAGACUCAAAGGGCACUGUAUGUGACCAAAUAACAGGACAGUGCCUCUUCUGGGAAGCAGUGGCUGGCCACCGUUGUGAUGGGUGCCUGCAAGGCUCUUGUGGAGUUCCCAAUUGCCGCCCUUGCAUUUGCCAUGCCUUUGCUGAGCUUUGUGAUCUGGAAGCAGGAUCAUGCUUCAACUAGUGUGAGGGGUUUACAACUGGAAGAAGCUGUGACAGAUGCAUCAAUGGUUACUAUGGAAAUCCUUCUUCAGGACAAUCCUGCUGUCCUUGCCCAUGUCCAGAUGUUCCCUCGAGUAAUCAGUAUUUUGCCCAUUCCUGUUAUCAGAAUCCCUGGAACUCAGAUGUAAUCUGCAGUUGUUCUCAAGGUUAUACAGGUAAGCAGUGUGGAGAAGGCUCUGCUGGUUUCUGUGGAAAUCCAAGAAUUUCUGGAGCACUGUGCCAGCCAUGUGCCUACAACAACAACAUUGAUGUUACCGAUCCAGAGUCCUGCAGCCUAGUAACAGGGGAGUGUCUUAAAUGUCUGCACAGUACUCAGGGGCCCAACUUCCAGUUCUGCACACCUGGUCAUGGAUCAGCCCUCAAUCAAACCUGCAGAAGAUGCUCCUGUCAUCCUUCCGGUGUGAAUACCGCUGAGUGUCCCCCUAGUUGGGGAGCUUGCAUCUGUGACCCGACCACUGGCACAAGCCCUUGUCUGCCCAAUGUCACAGGGCAUACCUGUGACCAUUGUACUGACAGAUGUUGGUACUUGGUCCCCAGCAGAGGAUGUCAGCCAUGUGACUAUGACCUCUGGACCUCUCAUGGUAGCCUCAGUGACCAGGUUACAGGCCAGUGUCCGUGUAAAUUAGGUUACGGUGGGAAAUACUACAGUAAGUGCCAGAAAAAUUGUUAUGCAUGUGAUUGCAACAGGGAGAGGACCCAGAAGCCCGUCUGUGACCUGGACACUGGCAUGUGUCACUGCCGCGAAGGUGUCAGUGGCCAGCGAUGUGAUCACUGCACAAAGGGUCAUGGCCAGCAAUUCCCUGCUUGUCUUUGGAGUCACUCGUGCUUUGAUCAAUGGGACCAUUCUUUCCUCUCCAGAGCAGUGCAAGGGUUAAUUAGACUGGCUGCUAACAUGGAAGAUAAAAGAGAGACCUUGCCUGUCUGUGAGGCUGACUUCAAAGGCCUCCAAGAGAACAUGUCUGAAAUAGAAAGGAUUUUAAAACAUCCUGUUUUCUCAUCUGCGGAGUUCUUAAAAGUCAAGGAUUAUCAUGAUUCUGUUCAGCAAGAAAUCAUGCAGCUAAGUGAGCAACUGAAAACAGUGAGUGAAUUUCAAGAUCUAAAGGAAACAGUAGUAAAAGUGAGGAGUGAAUCAGACCUCUUAUUUGAAAAUCUUCAAGAAGAAAUUAUAAAAAAUAUAAAUAAACUGGCAGAAGUUUCCAAAAACAAUGCCUUACAGUUAAGUGAGAAACUGUGGAACAUGAAAAACCAAAGUGAAUCUGAAGAAGGAAACAUAAAUCUUUUCAUUAAAAAACUGGAAAAGUUUCUAUUAGAGAAAAAUGUGCCUCCAGAGGACAUAGAGAAGGUUGCAAAUUAUGUACUUGACAUCCACCUGCCAAUGACAUCACAAAAUCCAACCCAUAAACAACAAAUACAGAAAUGUAUGUAACUCUGUAAGGACUAUGAGACAGAUGAGGACAAGCUAAAUAAAGCAGCAAACGGAGCUCAAAAGAUUUUGGUGAAGGCAAAAGCAACUGAGAAAGCAGCAAAUGGUCUACAAAAUCUGAAAAAAAUGUUGAAUAAGUUGCAAAAAAUUCAAAUCACUCAAGGACGGACAAAUUCUACUAAUACAUUGACUGCCAAGAUGACAAAAAUAAAAAAGAAUGCACUGCAGACUGAAAAUAAAGCCAAGGAGACUAAGAAUGAACUGGACUCAACAAAGCAACAGUCAGCACUGGAGGAUGGGCUUUCCUGGUUGCAAAUCAAGUCGCAAAGGAAUCGAGCCAUCCAUGUGAAAGCCCAGGCCAAACUGGCUCAACACCAGGCUGGGGGCCUUGAGGAGGAGUGUGUUGCACUGAAAAAUCAAUAUGCUACUCUUCAACAUAAGUAUGGCAGCACGACAAAGGAAACAUUAGGAAAAGUGAAACAGUUAAAAGAUGCAGCAGAAAAAUUGGCUGGAGAUACAGAGGACAAGAUAAGAAGAAUAACAAGUAUCUCUUCUUUUCUCCCGCUUUAUUGA
Molecule: messenger RNA, 4590 nt
Organism: Molossus molossus (Pallas's mastiff bat)
Lineage: Eukaryota; Metazoa; Chordata; Mammalia; Chiroptera; Molossidae
Gene: LAMB4
Product: laminin subunit beta 4
Biological process (GO): cell migration; basement membrane assembly; substrate adhesion-dependent cell spreading
Cellular component (GO): laminin trimer
Source: RefSeq, a predicted model, not a curated record